Molecule: messenger RNA, 1095 nt
Organism: Solanum lycopersicum (tomato)
Lineage: Eukaryota; Viridiplantae; Streptophyta; Magnoliopsida; Solanales; Solanaceae
Biological process (GO): microtubule cytoskeleton organization
Cellular component (GO): cytoplasmic microtubule
Molecular function (GO): microtubule binding
Source: RefSeq, a predicted model, not a curated record
CCGUUGCCAAAUUUUCCUUUUUAUUUUCAUAAAUCACUCUCAUCUCCUCCAAAAAAUCAGAAAAAAAGUGUAAAAAUCUGAAUUCAAAUGGCGCUCAGAUCUCUCGAUAACGCUCUCCCAAUCGAGAUCGAAAGACCCAAAAAGCAAGCAAAAGUCGUCGUAACCCAGAAUCAGAAACAGGCUGAUUGUGUUGUCAAUGACGAAAACAAAGCCCCUUUACCACCCGGAGACGCAGCGGUUGAUUACGUACCAUCUGAGAAUCUUGAAGCCAUUGAUGACCCAGAUAGUAUAAUCCAUGGACUUGUUGGAGGGUUGGAAUCUAAAGAUUGGUUGGAAAUUUGUCGCUCUCUGAACGACACUAGGCGAUUUGCUUUGUUUCACUCUGCUCUCUUGUUGCCAAUUCUGGACAAAGUUUUACUAGUGAUAGUUAAAUCGAUGAAAAAUCCGCGAAGUGCUCUCUGCAAGACUUCUGUCAUGGCUUCAGCUGAUAUCUUUAAAGCCUUUGGUGACGAGUUAUUUGAAUCAUCUACUUCUGAUGCAUUUGAUGAUGUGAUUUUGCAGCUAUUGCUGAAAGCUUCUCAAGAUAAAAAGUUUGUUUGUGAAGAAGCAGAUAAGACACUCAAGGCAAUGGUGGAGUCUAUGACUCCUCUUCUUUUGUUUCAUAAACUUCAUACUUAUGUCAAACAUUCCAACAUGAGAAUCAGAGCAAAAGCUGCAAUCUCAACAUCCCAUUGUGUUUCUAAGAUGGAACUGGAUAGGAUGAAGGAGUUUGGAUUCGUUUCGUUGGUUCAAAUGGCUGUAAAUUUGCUCAAUGAUAGACUCCCCGAGGCAAGAGAAGCAGCUAGAAGUAUCGUGGUUUCGGUAUACGAGGCAUUAACCAAGGAUGAAGAGCAGAAACAAGAGGCGUGGCAAGACUUUUGCCAGUCUAAUCUUCCAGCUAUUCAUGCACAGGCCAUAGUUAAAAUUGCCUCCUCCUAGUAGACUCAUUCAAGUUUUUAGCAGUAAAAGCUUUUGUUUAGUCAGUCUUCAUUGUUAUCUUUUACAUGUAACCUUUCCUGGGUAACUAACUAUAUUGUUAUGUUUCUAAAAAUAAAA